This is a messenger RNA of Copidosoma floridanum, 4179 nucleotides long. RefSeq names its product short spindle 5. The record is from RefSeq and is a predicted model, not a curated record. Lineage: Eukaryota; Metazoa; Arthropoda; Insecta; Hymenoptera; Encyrtidae.
AUGUCGGUGCGCCGAUCGAAAAGAGCAAAACCUGUAGCGGAGCUGAAACCCUACGGUUUCUGCUGCCGCGCCGAUACCGAUUUACCGAGGUACGGCCGCAACCCGGGCAUCCGCAGCUCGCUGGACAGCCUUCGGUCGUUGCACGAGUGCCCGGCCCUCCGGCUCGUUACCCAAGAAAUCGUCAAGCGACCGAAACGACCAGCCGGCGAUGCCGUAGACUGGAACGAUCAUCACCAAAGCUCAACCGCUGCGGGUGGGGCCCUGUUGGGCUCCGCGGGGGGUAGGAUGUCGCGACACCUCAUGCCGACCGAGAGCGAGAUCGAGCUACUGAUCGACGAGUCGAGGAAGAGGAGGCAGGAGGAAUACGAGCGGAACAUGGACCGAUGGGCCGAGUUGGCUGAGAAGCGGAUUAUCCAGCAGAGCAAGAGGAAAAUCAAGUGCCCGGCACCCUGUUGGUACACGGAGUUUUCGGACGUGCAGUUGAGACACUUGCGAGAACUGGAGGACGAAAUGUUCAAGGACAAGGAGGAAAAAACGAUCGACAGAACCGAGAGCUGCCUCGGCUCCAUGGGCAUGGUGACGGAGGUGGCGCGAGUCGAGCCGAGGGUCAUGCGACGUCUGAUCGUCGAGUACAGCGAGGAUCCGUUGACGUUUCUGCGCGAGGUCUACAAAGCUCUCAACGGCCGGUACUUCGAAGAGGAGGGAUCGAAAAACGUGUACCUCUGCCACGAGAGGGUCCUCUUGUCGGGCAUCGUCUUUCUGGAACUGCCCAGAGUCAUCGAGGCGCUGCACGAGAGGCUACCACCCGUCGACGAGUGGUCCUUCCCACCAAAACCCGAGCGGCCCGUCGUGAAGAUACCCAGGAAAGUGAGCGAGUCCCCGUUGCUCGAGAAGUUGAGGCUGCCUUACAACUGGAGACUGUACCGGACGCGCUUGUUCGAAUGGCACGUAAAGUGUUCGAGCAGUGCGCGACCGGUAGCCAUUUUGCCGAAGAAAAAAUCCCCUCAGGAGGAUACAGCCAGACCUACGGAUGUCGUUGAACCUAAGAUCGAAGAAGUGACCGAGGAUACGACAAACAAUGGGCUCGAAAAGGAUGACAAUGAACCGAUGAAGACUGAUGAAGUCGACGAAUCCGAGGUUCGAGAAGACGUUGAAACUGCCGAUACCGAGGUUCCGGAGACCCGUGGCAGAGACUUGUACCAGAUGAAAAGUCAGUUUAUACACAUUGCCUUGGGAAUCAAAACAAAAAGUAUACGGACGUCUAAUGUAUAAACGUUGGUUUCAGCCGACUGGACAACUCCGCAGACUCCCUGCCCGUACAAGUACCGCCGGCUGCUCGACCAACGAGGCCCCCUGGCGACGGACGAGCAAUUCUUCACGGAGUUGAACAGAACCGGCGACGAGGGGAAAAGGGAGUUCCCGGCUGGUAGGGAGAACUUGUCCCCCAAGAUGCGGAGCUUCCUCUGCGACGUGGAGGCGGACUUUUUCGAGUUGACCCGGGAAGCCGAUCGCAUCACCGGGGCCGUCAACGACGUCGUCAAGGAGAUGCAGGUAGCCGAGUUCGCUUGCGACGCCUGCUGCGCUUGCCAGCAGAUCAAGAAGCAACACAUCAGGUGGCACGCCGACAAGUCCCCUUACGGUGUCAUCGACGGGGUUAACUUGGACGAGGAUGGCAACGGACAGGUGAUUGGCGCCAUAGCCUUGCACUCGCCGGCCUCGAGCAUGUCCUCGCUGAGCCAGCCGGUGUGCGUCCCGUCAAAGGAAAAACUCGUCAAGAACAAGAUUAUCGCCGGUGCCAUCGCGGCAGACGACGGCGAAGUGGUUAACCUCAUAGAUGGCUGUACAAAGGCCCUCGAGCACGUGUCAGCCGAGUGCUUGCGCUCCGCUUGCGCGGGCGGGGUGAAGAACGUGCCCCCUUGCGGAUGCUCGACCGAAGAUACGGGAAGAGAUGACGAGGAACCGACAGAUUCAAAGUACGAGAGCGUGUGCUUCGGUAAGAAGUUUCGUCCCGACGAGGGCCCGGCUUACGAGUGUCCGGAGUUUGGUGGGCAGACGACAGAGGUGGCCGACGAUGACUGUGGCUGCGAAGAGGGCGCUCCCGAGUGUUCCGAAGAGGGCGCUGACGACGAGCUGCCCGAAGACGGGGACUGUUGCAGGGCUUACCUGGAAGAGAAACCAGAGAAGCAGAAGAAAAAGGAGGAGUGCAACGUGUGCAAAAAGUGCGGGAAAAGGCAGGCAACACCGUGCGGAAAGAAGAAAGGGAAUAGCAAAAAUUGCGACUGCGAGAGCCUGUCGGAGUUCUUACGGAUGGACCUAACGGAGUUGAAAUGCGCCAAGCCACCGAGGAAACAGUUUUUCCGGGAGUCGCAAAAGGGGAUAAAGAAACCGCGCCUCGACAAGUCAAAGUGCAAACAACAAAAACGCGAGGUUCAGGGGGACCAGGUGAAGGCCAAAAAGGCUCGCGACAAGCGGCCAAAGCGCGUGUCGAGGGCGAAAGAGUGCAGCAAGGAACGGUCCGAGGAGGCCAGUUUGCCAGAAAAUACCUGCGAGGUGGCGCCGGGUGAAAGUGGCGGCCCCUACGGCUACAGGACGGCCUCCGAGGAGGCCCUACCUACCGAGCGUACAAUCGCCUACUUGGUGAACCGGUGUCCCCCGGAUACCCCUGCAGAGAUGGUAGCCGUGCGCGAGGGCGGUCGCGCCUGUCGGUGUCGCGAGAAUCGAAACAAUCGCAAGACCCUCUUAUACAACGUCGGAGCCGUGAGCGACGAAUCGGGACGAGGGGCGGACUCGACGCAGGUUGUCGAGGGAGUUUGUUGGCUGACGCCGGUGCCGAGCAUCAGGCGGAGCGACGAGUACAUACCCGAGUACGAGUUGUACGACUCUCCGUACGGCAGACCGAGGAAACCUGAUGCUCCGGUGAACGACAAUAAAGAUGCGGAUGACGUCGACAAAACCAGGGCGCGCGAAAAGGGCUGGCACAAUGCGGCCAAGGACGAAUACUUGACGGACUUUUUCACGAAGAAGCGCGAUGGAGGCGGCUGCGGCGACGCGUGCCCAAAGUGCAGGACAACCAACGCCGAGCCGCGCAAGCUGAAAGUCAUGAAGCCCGUGUGCGAGUGCGGCUACGAGAGGAAGAUCGUCAAGAGAAACGAGGACCGGCAGAGGUGGGCCGAGCGCCAGAAGCGACUCAAGGCCAUGGAUAAGGAGGCUUGUGUGCACGUCACCGAGAUAUCGGGACAAGUCGAGGAGACUGCCGAGGAGGAGCCCGUUCGAUGUGGUAAAACGGACAACCGAGCGUUGACGGUCGUGGCCGACGUGGUGAUGCAGACGCCAUGCGUUACCCCAAGCCCGAGCCAACACUCGCCGUUGUUUGCUCCGCUCGGGGUGGACAAGGUGGUGACGACGUGUACACCCGAUGGCUUGCCUGUCCAGCAAAAGGUGAAUAAGGUCCCGGAUGCGAACAAAAACGUCAAAGCUACAGUGCAGGAGGAGGCAUCGGGAAAUCAAAAUCGGUCCAAGAGCAGAAACCGGUCGAGUGCAAGUGACCUGCUGAAAAACGGUGACGACAAAGCCGCCGUUGAUAAGAACAAUGAGGUGGCAGUGGGUGGAAAAGGAGAACAAAAGGAUACCGAUACGAAAGUGGUGCCCGGAGAAAUCGGCAAGAGCGGGCAGAGGCGCGAGUCGGUUUAUUACCGCAACAUGGAGGAGGAUCUGAAAAAUCGGAUCGGAGAGGAGCUGCAGAAAAUGGCGCAAGAGGGCUUCGUGACGGUCAAGCUGCCAAAUUAUCACGAAAUGCCGCAGAUCUCGUACUGGAUUUCUUAUCGAGUUAGGGGCAUGCGUGUCGCGGAAAAACACAAAAAAAAAUUGAUGAAGGAGUCGAUGAAAGUGUGGGAAAAAAUUGAGCACAAUUUGAAGCCGGGCGUCGAGGCGGACGAGUUGCAAGUGUCGAGUAAAGAACGGAGCAUGUUGAAUUUCGGCUACGUCAUGUAUUGGAAGAGAAAGAUUGCAAAAAAACAACUGGAAUUUUACACGAAUCUACGCCAGGAUGUCGUCAAUUACGGUCGAACUACGUGGCGAACCAUGGAGUACGGAAAGUUUCCGAACGUACUGUUCAAGCAAGCCUUUUUCACGUAUUUCCCAUGGAGGGAGAAGGAUGCUUUCGUGUUUCGUCCUUUGUGA